AUGAUUCUGAAGUCAGCGUUGCCCGAUUUGGAGAUACCUGCCAAGACAUUUCAUGAAUUCUUGUUUGAAGAGUGGAGAAAGUUUGGUGAUGACUUGGCAGUUGUGAGUUUUUUCUUCAAUUGUUUCUCGGAAAGUCAAUUUUCUUAUCGGCAUACGUUCAGAUCGACAAUGACUCAAAAGAUCAGUUCACUUUCAAUGAAAUCAUGGAGAAAGCAGAUUUCAUCGCUCGCGCUCUGAUCUAUCUCCGAGUUGAAAAAAGCGAAGUAGUGCUGUUAGUGAUGGACUGGUCACCAGCUGCCAUUUACAUUUCGCUGGGUGUUUCGAUGGCGGGCGCCGCGGUUCAAAUAGUCAGUCCAAAGCUUCAAGCGUGGGAAAUGCAGUUCCCGGUUCGUAUCAGCGAGUCUCGCUUCGUGUUCUCUGAUUCUCUAGGCCUGGCAGAAAUUGACAAGUUGAUGAAGACAUUGAAUAGAGAAUAUCGAGUAAGAAUGUAAUUUAGAAUUGUUCAAUUGAAUCCUUGGGUUCAGAUUGUGUGCACAGGAACUCGAGAAUUUGCAGCAGAAUAUCCAAUCAUAGAGGAUCUUACUUUCGCCGCCGAACAGAACCUUCCAUUGCCGAAUAUCAAUCCAGAAACAGAUGCUGUGUACCUACCGUACUCUAGUGGAAUUCACGGAAAACGAAAGUGUAUUCUAACCACUCACCAGAUAAUGGUGGCAAAGACUAUGGUCAUGUGGAAGUACGUAAUUUAACACAAAUUUUCCGAAAAGCUUGACCGAGCCAUGGCACAUGAAAAUUCAAACUGGUCCAAAUUGUUUGAUUUGAAUAUAUUUUAAUACAUAACAUUAUAUAAGAAUAUUAGACUAGGUUCGAUUAGGCUCCGCCCCCUUAAGGAAAAGCGUAGGAUUACUGUAGCUCUGAAAACUAGAAAAACCCAUAAUUUUUCUAGCGACUCAAACUCAACGCCAUCGUGUUCCUCGCAUCUUUUUGAGUAUUUUUUGUGUUAAUACUAAAAAUUUAGCACCCUUCAUUCAACUUCAAAAACUGAGUUUUAAUGAAAAUUUCCGGAAUCUUCUCGAACUUUUCAAUUUUCCGAGAGACAUUUUUCCGAGAGUGCUGUGCGUGAAUUUUAUUUCAGAAUAUGAAUCUAUAUAAAAUUUGACAUCGGUCACCUCAAAGACCGUUCAAAAAUAUGGGGUAUAAUGUUUUGUACUAAUAUAUAUUAAAAUCAAACAAUUUGGAUCAGUUUGUAUUUUCAUGUGCCAUCGGUCCUUUUCGGAGAAUGUGUGUUAAGAACUUUACUGGAUCCAAAUGAAAUUAUUUUGUUCCAGUAGAUUGGAACACAUGGAAUUCCGAAGAGGUGACAUCACGCUUACCAUGAUUCCAUUUCAUAAACAAAUUGGUUUGGAUGCUAUUCUUUGCGCCCUUCUCAAUGGUUUGACAGUGGUUACCGAGAGGACGUUCUGCGUGCAUACAUUCAUGACAUGUAUUCAGAGACACAAAGUGAGUAUUAUCCAUUCAAGUUGCGUUUCGCGCAGUAUGGUUACUGUAACUUUUUUUUUCAGAUUCGAGCUGUUCAUUUGACUCCAUAUUUGAUGAACUUGAUGAUUUUUGAAACAGAAAACCACAAUUACAAUAUAGAAACUCUGGAGUGGGUGGUCACUGGUGCAGAUGCGGUCACUGAAGAACUUUAUGAAGAGUUCGUCGACUGUUUUCCGUCGGUGAAGUGUGUUACUCAGAGUUCGUUAAGAAAAAUGACCCAUCAAAAAAAAUCUAUCAGAAUUUCAGCAUACGGAAUGACAGAAGUCGGUCUGAUAUCACGCACAUACGAUGAAAAAUUCUCCAACUCGUGUGGUCAAUUGACUGCCAAUCUUGAAAUGAAAGUUCUCGACAUUCUGACCGGUAAAGAAUUGGGUCCACGCGAGAAGGGACAAAUCUGUGUGAAAGGCCUUUCCGCCGAUUCGCCUUAUUUGAAUAAUCCGAAGGCGACAGAAGAACAUUUCAUUGAUGGAUGGCGAAGAACCGGAGAUAUUGGAUACUUUGAUGAGAAUGAGAAUAUUCACAUAGUGGAUAAGUUGAAAGAAAUGAUCAAAGUGUUCGGAUAUCAAGUUAUUCCUAAGGAGAUUGAAACACUUCUUUUGACUCAUCCUGCGGUAGAAGAAGCUGCUGUAGUGGCCAUUAACAAUGAGUUGUCUGGAGAAAGGCCCGUAGCGUUCGUAGUACUGAAAAAAGGCCAAGGGGCUAGCGAAGACGAUCUGAAAGACUACGUGAACAGUAAGCUCAAACACUACAGACCGUCCACCAAAUCUACUUUCUUAGAGCGUGUGAUCCGAUACAAACAUCUCGUACGUGUCAACAUCACACAGUUCCUGCCAAAGUCUGCUUGUGGUACUUUGCUCCGUCGUCUGCUCGCCGAGGCUGCUGUCUUAUCAGUUGCGUCUAUCGGCGAAGUGGAGAAGGAGUUUAUUUCAUUAGCAGUGGAGCAUCCGAAAAGUAAACGCUUAUUGACCAGUUAAACAUGUUUGUUUGUUUGUAUUGUUUUGCAGAUCUCUCUGUUAAAAUAACUUGUAAACAGUUGUAAUAAACGUAGUAAGAAUUCUCCACUGGUCUUUGAAGCUUAUCCAAGCUCUCAUUUGCAUGAAUUAGAGAAUCAGAAGCAAAAACCCGCCUAAACUGGAUCACCCCAGGAAGCAAACUUCAUUUGCAUACCGCUAUAUAAUAAAAGUGAGGAGUAUCCUGAAAGAAUUCGGAAAUGGCCUCUUCAGAACUCAUCGUCGUCGGUUCUUCUCUUCUCAUAUUUCUAUCUGUUGGCUUUUUUGUGCUGCAGACAAAGCAAGAUUUAGAUCAAGUUUGGGAGAGUUUCGAUAAUGAAAUCGCUUCUGCGACGGUAAAUCUUUGCUGGACUUUCUGCUUGCAUUUUAGGGUUCAGGUACUUCGAGAUGCCACAUGGAACGACUUGCAAGCGUUGGCAGCUGCCAAGAACAUCCCGGACAGAUCGAAAAGACAGAGUUAUUAUGAGAAAGUUGCUGACUCUUACGCUUUGCCUCCUUCGCUAGGAGUUGAAGCGCAGGCACCUUCUAUUUCUCCUGAAUGCAGUGCGUAACUUUUGGAUAAUUUCAAAAAGCGUUAAAAAAUCAAUUACAGACUGCAAUCUAGAAAACAACAACUGUCCAGCUGGACCACCGGGACCUAAAGGACAAUCUGGACUCGAUGGACCCCCUGGACAAGAUGGCGCUCCAGGCAAGAUGGGCUUCAUCUCUGGAGACGUUCAGACAAUUCAUGUCGACCCCGGGUGCCAGUAUUGCCCUGUUGGAGAAAUGGGUCCACCUGGAGCACCCGGAAAGAUCGGACCACGAGGCCAACGAGGUCAGAAUGGAACGCCAGGAACACCAGGGCACAAUGGAACGCCUGGACAUAAUGGAGAACCUGGUUCAUGCGGGCCUUCGGGGCCACCAGGACCAGCUGGAGCUAUUGGACGAAGAGGAAUGGACACAGUACGUGAAAAAGGAAUCCGAGGACCGAAAGGAGCUCCGGGAGCUGUUGGACGAGCUGGACCUGACGGAGAAAGAGGAAAUCGGGGAGGACUUGGAGUUGAUGGACCGACAGGACCAAUUGGAAUUCAGGGAGAACCUGGAAGGACUGGAAAUGUAGGAGAGCCUGGAGAAGUCGGUGUUACUGGACCAAAUGGACAGGAUGCUUUGGUAUUCUUUGAAACUCCUUUCCAUAACUAAAAAAUGUCAUUUCAGUAUUGUCCAUGCCCGAAGAGAGCUCCAACAGGUGGCGCCGGUGGAGGCGUUUAUCAGCCUUACAAACAGUGA
This is a messenger RNA of Caenorhabditis sp. 36 PRJEB53466, 3812 nucleotides long. NCBI's taxonomy places the organism in Eukaryota, Metazoa, Nematoda, Chromadorea, Rhabditida, Rhabditidae. The record is from the annotation of a GenBank genome assembly.